Messenger RNA from Leptosia nina, 699 nucleotides. The record is from the annotation of a GenBank genome assembly. Lineage: Eukaryota; Metazoa; Arthropoda; Insecta; Lepidoptera; Pieridae.
AUGAAAGUUCUACCCGUUGAAGACAAGGCGAGGGUUGGCGACGAGCCGGUUGUAAUCGAUGUACCAAAAUCGAUAAGGGACGAACUAAACAGAGGCUGUCCCCUUGGUGUUUCGCGAGUGAUUGAUCUAGUUUAUAUAUGUGGCGCCCACGCAUUACCAGGAGCCGUCAAGACGUUGCGGCCGAAUCUGGUAGUCAAUGCUGCUCCAGAACUACCGCCCCCACCAGAAGAUUACGUACCGAGGCAUUAUGUACCACUGCUGGAUACACCCAAUUCAGACAUGCAUCCGUAUAUGGAGAGCGUUGCUGACUUAAUUAAUGAAGUAGUAUCAAGCAACGGGGCGGUGCUAGUUCACUGUGUUGCCGGCGUAUCAAGAUCUGUCACAUUAUGUCUAGCUUACCUCGUCAAGUGGAAUAAAAUGACGUUAAGAGAUGCUUAUCAUCACAUGAAACAAAGAAGGCCUCAAAUCAGACCGAACACUGGUUUCUUCAAGCAGCUCAUUAAAUUCGAAGAGAGAUUAUAUGGUGAAGCCUCCGUCAAAAUGGUGUACUGCGAAGCGAUUGAUAAGGAAAUUCCUGACGUCUACGAACCUGAUUACAGGGGCAUGACCUGGUUCAGACAACGUUACAACUCGUCAGUGUGUACUGGGCUUAAGCCAUUUCUGAUUGCAGAAAGAUUUGUUAUAAGACUGAAGGAAUAG